Molecule: messenger RNA, 332 nt
Organism: Pisolithus orientalis
Lineage: Eukaryota; Fungi; Basidiomycota; Agaricomycetes; Boletales; Pisolithaceae
Exons: 2
Coding region: 97-276 (59 amino acids)
Source: RefSeq, a predicted model, not a curated record
CGUUGACUUCAAAAAUAAGCUGGUCGAUUUCUCAGCUAUUCCAUAUGUUGAAAUUGAAAUGACCAGCAUUUUUCCCAGGCAGCCAGGGAAGCAACAAUGCAGUUUGCUUCGGUGAUGAGAGGCUGGAACCUUCCAUGCCUUGGGCUAACCAUUAUCAGUACCUAUGUCACGUUUUAUGCUUUGAUCUAUUUUGGUCAAUGGCGGGUAGUUAUCCUCAUGCCCGGACUGUCGUGCACCCCGGCUUCGGGCGGGGGUCAUGACAGGACCGCACUCUAGAACGCCUUCCCAGCGGCUUCCGUCCUCCUCGCUUAUAUCAAAGGAGAGGCCAUGCG